Molecule: messenger RNA, 1667 nt
Organism: Diaporthe batatas
Lineage: Eukaryota; Fungi; Ascomycota; Sordariomycetes; Diaporthales; Diaporthaceae
Exons: 5
Coding region: 8-1417 (469 amino acids)
Molecular function (GO): hydrolase activity, hydrolyzing O-glycosyl compounds
Source: RefSeq, a predicted model, not a curated record
AUCGAUCAUGUCACCACGAGCGUUCAGGCCGUUGCUGGCAGCCAUCCUGUGCGCCGUAUCAGCAGCUCAAUCAUGGCCCAACGGACCCUUUGUCACCGAGGGCUCCUCAAUUCUCGAUGCGAGCGGUAAUCGGGUCACGUAUGCAGGUGUGAACUGGCCUGGAGCCGGGGAGACCAUGGUACCAGAGGGCUUGCAGUACCAAUCGAUCGAGACCAUUGUGUCCAAGAUCAAAAGCUUGGGCAUGAACUCGAUACGGCUGACCUAUGCUACCGAGCUGGUCGAUCAGAUCUACAUGAACAACAUGACCGACGUCCCGAUCUCGCAGUCAUUCAUCAGCGCGUUGGGUCAGGACAACGGUACUCAUAUACUCAACCAAGUGGUCGCCAACAAUCCCUCAUUCACCUCGAAUACGACAAGGCUCCAGGUCUACGACGCCAUCGCAGAGGAAUGUGCUCGUCAGAAUAUUUACGUCCAUCUGGACAACCACAUCUCUCAAGCGUCUUGGUGCUGUUCUCCAUGGGAUGGAAAUGCUUGGUGGGGCGAUACACAUUUCUCUCCUGCAAAUUGGACGCGAGGUCUUGCCUUCAUGGCUGAACACGGCAGGAACUGGACGAAUCUGAUGUCCAUGUCUCUCUACAACGAGCUGCGCCCACCAUUCUCCAUGCCCCAGCCACCAACUCUCCUCAACUACACGUGGGAAGUCUGGUAUGACCAGGUAAAGAAGGGCUCAAAAACCGUCAACUCUGCUAAUCCAGAUGUGCUCAUUUUCCUAUCGGGAAUCAAUGGAGACGUCGACCUCUCCACUAUCGUGAACGGCGAAGUCCUCGAGCCAAGCAACCGGACGUUCAGCAGGUCCGAUUUCGCCGGGUACGAUGACAAGCUGGUCCUAGAGCUGCACAGCUACAACAUUGUCUUUAGCGUGGACAACUGUCCGCUCUACAACGAGAACCUCUUCGACGCCGGAUACUCAGCGGUAAGAGAUAACGCGACCAACAGGUUCCCCGUCAUGAUGACAGAAUUCGGCUUCCCCAACGAUGCCACGACCUGGAAGAACGACACGUAUGCCCAGUGCGUGCAGGCGUUCCUCAGGGAUCAGGUGCCGGACCAGGGCUGGAUGAUCUGGGCGAUAUCAGGCAGCUACUACGUCCGCCAAGGCAAGCAGGACUACAACGAGACUUGGGGCUUGUUGAAUCACGACUGGUCCGACUGGAGGUCUCCAGAGUUCAUCAACGGCGGCCUGAGGCCCCUGAUCGCGACCACGCUAUCGGCUGUCAAUGCUUCGGCGCCUUCCGAUGGGACGAACGGCUCGGCAAGCACCCCGGGCUCUGAGUCAGCGCCAUUGGCCAGUCGGAUGGGCAUUUUGCAGGCUGUCAUCUUGACGAUGUUGGGGGUUUGCAUGGCCGGAAGUUUAUUUUGAGUCUAUUUGAGGUGCUGCCCUCCAACGAAAUGGAUGGUUGGACAUGCACGACUCGCACGUCUGGGUACCGGAAGGGGCAUCCUGGUAAUUGGUGAGCUGCUCCGAUGCUGCUUCAUCGUUGCAUUGUUGCUCAAUUUCUUUCUUGGUCGGUUAUCACGUGUAUUAUACCCAAGACCUCGAGGUAGAGUUUAGAGUUUACUGCUGGGCGGAUAUGUGAGCUCCAGCAAUGAUGAAUUACCAACACUAGAAA